AUGGAUGUCACUCAUACCUAUGUUGAUGAUGGCCUAAAGUUACGUUCUGCUAAUAUGAUGAAUAUCAAUAGACAGUUCGAAAUAAUUACAACAUUCUCACGAGAUGCAGGAAUGGAGUUUGGGCAAGUUAAUCACGUCAUUCGAAAAGUGAAUCUUCACGUAAUUACUUUCCCAGUGCUAUUAUUCCAAAUAUGCUUGGGCAGUAAUGCUGCAUGCCGAGAAUAUUAUGGGACCCGUAUUCACCCUUCUGUAACUGACAUUCCAGAAGCUGACAAGCUGAAUAAGAUGUCAAACAUCCGAUCAAAAAUUGACUGCUUUUCGCACUGUAUGGCGUAUUCCAAAUGUGGUAUGAUUAUUUACAGCGUUUCCGAGAAAAUAUGCUUGGACAGUAAUGUAGCAUGCAGAGAAUACUAUGGGAUUCCUAUUCAACCUCCUGCAGCUGCCAUUCCAGAAGUUGACAAAUUAAUUCAGGCAUCCAACAUACAAUCGAAUAUUGAAUGUUUUUCCCUCUGCAUGGCAAAUUCCGCAUGUGGUAUGAUUAUUUACAGCGUUUCCGACAAAGUUUGUAUCCUGCGUAAAAUCCAGCAAUCACCAGGUGCCACAUCAUUCAUCGACAUUCCUCCAAACAGCAUUUACACCAUGCUACAAGCCCCUGAAUGUCCAACGUCAGCCGGCUACACUUACCAACCAGAACUGAAAUUAUGCUUUCGAAUAGGUGAGAAAAAAAUUACAUGGAAUAAAGCUGCAGCCGUUUGUAACAAAGAUCGAGGACAACUUAUCCACAUAAAAAAUCUACAAAUAAUGGAGUACCUACUAAACGAAUUCAAAAAGUGGCCAGAGGAACAUUACUAUUUUGGAUUAUGUAAAGAUAUUAAAAAGAACGCCUUUGUAUGGCAGAAUGGAGAAGCGCUUACGUUUUCAUACUGGAUGGAAAAGAGACCUGACAAUCUUACUGGCAAUCAGAAUUGUGGAUGUUUAGACCUAAAAGGGAAUCACAAGUGGAAUGAUGUUCGUUGUAACGUCAACGGACAGGCGAAACAUAUAUGCGAGAUAGUCUUACGAUAA
Molecule: messenger RNA, 1065 nt
Organism: Octopus sinensis (East Asian common octopus)
Lineage: Eukaryota; Metazoa; Mollusca; Cephalopoda; Octopoda; Octopodidae
Exons: 5
Coding region: 1-1065 (354 amino acids)
Source: RefSeq, a predicted model, not a curated record